AUCAUGGCGACGUCUGCUAGUCUCUCUCAAACGCUCAAAGCUCAGAAGUCUGAAUCUCCCAAAGCUCCUCGCACGCUGUCACAUAUGAACGAUGGUCUGCCUGUCUUGACGCGGAAGAUUCUGGACGACAUCAACAGCGACAUGGCACAAGAAUUGAAAUACUUCAUUGAGAAGGUUAAUGGAGAUAAUCUCGGAUGGGAACCAGACAUGGAGGACGUUGCCCGUGUCUUACGCAGCGCUGCCGCAGUGCUCAUAUCCAUAGGGCAUGCCGACACUGUGCAAGAUAUAUGGUGCAAGCCAAUUGCUACUCGGGGCUAUAAGGACGAAUUUGAUUUUCUCGGCAAGCAAGGUCAUUGGUAUGAUAUGUGCCGUACGAGUUGUGUGGGCUGCGCCUCAACUGGGAACUGGGAGGAACUGAUGUCACAUUCACUUCUACGAAAGACUCUAGUGCAUAUGGACGAUAAUUUGCCGGAAUCAGAGACACUUGCCGUAAUGAGUGCAUGGCAUCAGCCUUAUCACGGACAAGCCCACGAGGCUCUCUGGGAUCAUAUGCAUACUCACUGCGAGCCGAAUGCGUUCACUCGCUACGCUCAUCAUAUAGUGAUAGUGCAGUCAAAUGGGACGGGCAAAUCUAGGAUGAUAGAUGAGCUCGCAAAGAAGCACUUCGUAAUCCCGAUAAACACUAGGAGUACCAUGAGCGCAGAACAUGGACGGCACGGUCUUGCGCAUCCUCCGCCAGACGGAGCAGUCCUCACGUGGCUGACUGCACAGUCCGAAUCAAGAGAGAACACACAUCAGAGAUGCUGUGCUUUCAUACAGGCCUUGUUCGAACACAUACUCUACAUCAUUGACAAUGACCUCGCUGCUCAGAGUGCUCAAGGCAUUCCCAAUCUUUCUUCUGCAUUCCGUGAUAAGAUGCAAGAAGGAAUGCAAUACGGCAAUUAUGGAGGAUACCAUGUGAGAUUCUUCCAAGAUGUUAUCUCGCGUGCUACGGACAAUCUCAAAACCAACCACUAUGAAUAUUCUAGUCCCAGUAGUAAUGCUCUGGUGAUUGCUCAUCGGACAACAAGUCAAUCUCAUGGCGAGAGCUCUGAAGACUGGCUGUUCCCGCCGGAAAUUCCGUGCCACAAACUCAUGGAACGAUUGAGCAGUAUUGCCACAUCUCGUGGUGCCGGCUCCCGAACUCGCCAUGCAGUUGAUGCACAUUAUCCUUUACUGACCUUGGCAUUUGACGAGGCACAUACCCUCACUAACAUAGAAGUGAGCAAUCAAGAUAUCCGAGUCAAACCAGUUGAGACCAGAAAAUGGUCCGUGUUCAGCGAGAUACGUUCAGUCUUGCGCAGUCUUAAGAGACAGCCCGUCUUUGCUGUGUUCAUGGCAACCACUGGUGAUGUUGGAAAGCUCGCAACCUCUCGGAUGCAAGACCCAUCAAGUCGCAUCCUCCAGGGAGCGCUGUCUCAAAUCCCUUCGUUCAGUGACCUUGGACUUGAUCAGCUUGCACGGAAGAUCUCUCUUGAAGAUGGCUUCGAUCUCUCCGAGGUCACCAGCAACGAGUAUAUGUCUCAUCUCGGCCGCCCAUUGUGAGCAAAUGUCUGUGUACUAGUGUAACGGAUAUUCCCGUUACGGUAUAUCUUAUCUUGUACGCUUGUUCAUGUUUGUUCGAGGGCUCGUAUGGCGCGCCAGCGCACC
This is a messenger RNA of Fomitopsis serialis, 1689 nucleotides long. RefSeq lists its product as uncharacterized. NCBI's taxonomy places the organism in Eukaryota, Fungi, Basidiomycota, Agaricomycetes, Polyporales, Fomitopsidaceae. The transcript has 5 exons. The record is from RefSeq and is a predicted model, not a curated record. The coding region runs from base 4 to 1584 and encodes 526 amino acids.